GUUUAAUUGGUCCUUUUGGACAGAUUGGUUUCCAUGUCCCAAACAACCCAUCCCCUUCUGCUGAGCUACAGUGGGCUGGCUAUAAGAGCUUACUCAAGCACUCACUGUUAACCAUCCGGCAACACCAAACUAUGAGGAUAUGUCAAAACACUUUUUUCCUAUUCGAGGGGGUAUUCCUAUGCAAGUUCUGACCUCAACGGCUGUCCAUGAGCACAUAUUAAACUGUAGGCUUAUUAUCUAAGGAAUACUAAAUUCAUUGUAAUUGGGUUAUACUUUAGUUUAUAAUGGCUUUUACAAUGCUUCGGCCGGUGGCAACUCACCCCUUCUCCUCCUACCCUCCUGAUCUCAACAUGAUCUCGGACGAUGAGGAGAACCGCAGCGAGAGCGACGGCAGCUCUGACCAGAGCUAUGAAUGCUGUGCCUCUUCAGAUAAGACUUGUCGGCAGCUUUCCCGCAUGGUGGGAGUCGGUGGGGUUGUUGUGGUCAAACAGCGCAACACAGCCAACGCCAGGGAGCGAGACCGGACCCAGAGCGUCAACACCGCAUUCACCGCGCUCCGGACACUCAUACCGACGGAGCCGGUGGACAGAAAGCUCUCCAAAAUUGAAACGCUCCGGUUGGCGUCCAGCUACAUCUCACACUUGGCCAACGUUCUGGUGCUUGGUGACGGGCGUGAGGAUGGGCAGCCGUGCCUGAGUGCAGUGUACCGCGCGCAAGGACAUGGAGAGAGGAAGCAACCCAGAACUAUCUGUACCUUUUGCUUGAGCAACCAGCGAAAAGGGGGGAAAGAUGGUCGGGGUUGUCUGAAAAUACGUGGAGCCAGUGCACUACGAAUGAGCCGAAAAUAGACGGCUCUCAGACAUCAAGGAUUGUUGAAUUCAAGUCAGCACCUCAGGGAAAAAAAACUCUAGCUAACACACCCACUGUACAUAUACCGACACAUAGGCCAGAAUGCCCUCCAACUUUGGGAAAAGACUGUCAAAAAGACGCGUUUCAGGAAUUUGUUUGUGUGAGAAAAGGCUACUCCUCUCUGCCGCAAUGCUGGUUAUGGAAAAUGUGAUUUUGGAGGAACAUUGUCAUAAAUUACACUUUAUUUGGUUGCCUUUUCAACAUCAUUUUGAAUUUUGCUUUAAAAUUCUAUUUUUACAUAGUUGUCCCUAGUCUUUAUUUCAGCCCCUCAAUACCAGCAAUAUUGUGGUGUUAUUUUGAUAUAACUUACAAAAUGUCUACCAACAAACAGAUUUUUUUAAAGAUAAAGUAUGUCUGGGAAUUUCCAAUACAGUUUACCUUAUCCUUCAGCAAUGCUAAGGAAUCUUUGCUAAGGAAGUGCGCGAGAUAGGGCCUUUUCAAAAUUUCUGAGAUUGGCCAACCAAAGGCCUUUUGAGCCUAAUAAGGAUAGGACAUGUCAGUGUGUGAGAAAAAAACAUGAAUCACUCUGAAACAUCACGCUCUGAAUUUGCUCUAAAAAGUUAAAGGGAAAACAGGAAAGGCAACAUGAAUGGUGUCGGUAGAUCUUUUGUCAAGACUAAUGAUUACUCAUGGAAACUAUCAAAACGUAUGGCACAUUGCUGGACCGAUGCCCAAUAUCAGGAAAAGAUGGUAUAAGCCAAAGGUAGUGAGUUGAACAAUUGGUAACACUUUAGUUAAAUCCUGCACUUUAGUUAAUGCUUUAUUACCUGUUUCUGUAAACACAUAUAGGAGCCUCUAUUAAUGUCUUAUAAUAAGGCUUAAAAAUGUCAUGUAUCUAUGAGUUAUUUUUGAGGUUGGUUCAGUUUCAGAUCGAUUAUAAAAAAAAAUGUAAUCAUGGUUUUCGAUUUCAGUUUCUAAUAUUAAGUGUUACAUUAAAUGCACUAUGCAUUAUGUGGGUUGAAUGCUGUAACACAGAAUAACACAUUUAAUACAAGUCUUUGGAUGGUUGUGACUGCCCAUUACUGCUUAUCACUUAAUUGACCAUCAUUUAUUCAGAUGAAUUUCAUAAAAUAAUUGUUUUAUUUGAUGCCUUUAUUAUUUCAGUCAUCAUCUUAUCUCUAUAGAGCAGCUGCCUCUGCAAUCUGACAAAAUCACGAUUUUAGUAGUUCUUCAAAGUAAAUAAGGCAUACUUUUAUGACUGCUGAAUAACUAUCAAUCGCUUAGAUCAUGCAUUUUCAGGCUCAUGAAGCAACUGCUUCACUUCCCUCUCGAUCGCGCGUUCUCUCUUCUGUCUCCGUGUCUGCGCCGCACAAGUUUAAAUUGAACCAACGUCGGUCAAUUAUUUGUUUAAGAACCGGAAAAUAUGUUGUUUUAAUUGCUCAGCACUACUAUAUAUGUAUCAACAUUUCCACUGACUCAAACUCAUUAUGAGAUGAUUAAAAGACAUUAUAAAGGGGUCAGUCAUGCAUUUUCAAGACAAGGUUUACAAUGAUUAUCACAUAAUGCAUUGUCUCUGUUGGCAUAAAGUAAAGUGUUACCAAUUGAACAAA
Oncorhynchus mykiss (rainbow trout) is the source of this 2459-nucleotide messenger RNA. RefSeq names its product transcription factor 15. NCBI's taxonomy places the organism in Eukaryota, Metazoa, Chordata, Actinopteri, Salmoniformes, Salmonidae. The record is from RefSeq and is a predicted model, not a curated record. Gene Ontology annotation, biological process: developmental process; regulation of transcription by RNA polymerase II. Gene Ontology annotation, molecular function: DNA-binding transcription factor activity, RNA polymerase II-specific; protein dimerization activity; RNA polymerase II transcription regulatory region sequence-specific DNA binding.